AUGAUCUUCCCUUCACAUCUUCUUCGCACACUCAAAUCUCGCCAAUCUCUGUUGGCAAGAGUGAAUUUCUCUCUCCACUUCCAUCACUACGCCUCAUCAAAAUCAAACGACGACGACGACGACCGCCGCAGCUGCCCGGAUCUCCUCAGCCACAAAGACUGGCUGAGUCAACCCCAAGUUAUCAGGAUUUUUCAAAACCUCAAAAACCCCAAUUUCACUCUCUCUCUCUUCGAACAGCUCACUGCCCGCAAAGAUUACAGGCCCAAUGAAUCCCUUUACUCCACUCUCAUCAACAAGCUCGCGCUCGCCAAGAACUUCGACGGGAUCGAGACCCUCAUGCACAGAAUCAAGCUCGAGCGGAAAUGCCGCCUCUCCGAUCUCUUCUUCCGGGAUGUGAUCAAGAUUUACGGCCACUCCGCCGGCAGAAUCAACAGGGCGAUCGAAACCCUCUUCGACAUGCCCAACUACAAGUGCUGGCCCACCACAGCCACCUUCAACUGCGUCCUCAAUUUGUUGGUUUCGACGAAGCAGUUCGAGGUCGUGCACGAGGUCUACAUGGGGGCUACCGAACUGGGUGUCGAAAUCGACGCUUGCUGUUUGAACAUAAUCAUCAAAGGCCUGUGCGAGUGCGGCCAGAUAGAAGCCGCCUACAAGGUGCUCGACGAAUUUCCCGUUCAGAAAUGCACCCCCAACGCGAGGACUUUUUCGACAAUAAUGCACGGGCUAUGCGAGCGUGGCCGUGUGGAAGAGUCGUUUAGUCUGCUGGAGAGGAUCGAAACUGAAGGAGUGGAGAUGGAUGCGAUUGUGUUCAACAUAUUGAUAUCGGGAUUGAGGAAGCAAGGGAGGGGAGAAGAAGGUGUUGACCUUUUCGAUAAGAUGAUGAUCAAAGGGUGCAGUCCAAAUCCAGGGACAUACCAAGAAGUGUUGUAUUGCUUGCUUGAUUUGAAGAGGUUUUGUGAGGCGAAGAGUUUUGUGGGGAGGAUGAUUGAUAAGGGGAUUAAUCCGAGUUUCGAGUCUUAUAAGUUGAUUAUAGAGGGCUUUUGCGGUGAGGGUGUUGUAGGAGAUGUGGAGUGGGCGUUGAGGCUAAUGGUUGGGCACGGGUUUGUGCCGAAGAUGGGAAUGUGGAAGCGAAUUGUUAAUUGUGUACUCUCCGAUAAAAUGGUAUAGUUUCUGGUUGUGGUGGUGUUUCUUACGAUGGAAUGAUCGGAAACUGAAGUGUCCGUUUGGUGUUAUAUGGUCUACAAGUUUCAUUUGCA
This is a messenger RNA of Erythranthe guttata (spotted monkey flower), 1256 nucleotides long. RefSeq names its product Pentatricopeptide repeat (PPR) superfamily protein. Gene Ontology annotation, molecular function: protein binding. NCBI's taxonomy places the organism in Eukaryota, Viridiplantae, Streptophyta, Magnoliopsida, Lamiales, Phrymaceae. The record is from RefSeq and is a predicted model, not a curated record.